This is a messenger RNA of Aspergillus campestris IBT 28561, 1263 nucleotides long. Its product is annotated as caspase family protein. Gene Ontology annotation, molecular function: cysteine-type endopeptidase activity. The transcript has 4 exons. Gene Ontology annotation, biological process: proteolysis. Lineage: Eukaryota; Fungi; Ascomycota; Eurotiomycetes; Eurotiales; Aspergillaceae. Bases 1 to 1263 code for a protein of 420 amino acids. The record is from RefSeq and is a predicted model, not a curated record.
AUGAAUCACCAGCAACCUCCAUACGGCGGCGGCGGCGGCGGCGGCGGCGGAUAUCCCGGCCAGGCCUACCGCCAGCAACACCCGCCUCCCCCUAACCCUUAUCCUUCCUACGGUCAGCCGCCGCCGCCUCAGCAGUACGGAUCGCAAUACCCUCCCAGCGGAUACAAUGCCCCUCCUCCGCAUUCAGGAUACGGCGGUCCCCCGCCCGGUGGUCCUCCGCCCGGUGGUCCUCCUCAGUACCAACGUCCUCCCCCAGCGAAUCCCUAUGGCGGCCACGGCCAUCAGGGUGGCCCGGCGCCUCCCCCGUCCACCCCCGUCGCUUUUGGACAUGGCGCGCCUCAAGGCUACAACUUCCAGUACUCGGCUUGUACGGGAAAGAGGAAGGCGCUUUUGAUCGGAAUCAACUAUUUCAACCAAAAGGGCCAACUGCGCGGGUGCAUUAACGAUGUGAAGAACAUGUCGACCUAUCUGAACCAGAACUUCGGCUAUGCUCGUGAAGACAUGGUGCUUCUGACCGACGACCAGCAAAACGCCAUGAGCCAGCCGACCAAGGCCAACAUUCUCCGCGCCAUGCACUGGUUGGUCAAGGACAACCAGCCGAACGACUCUCUCUUCUUCCACUAUUCCGGCCACGGAGGUCAGACUCCCGAUGUGGAUGGCGACGAAGACGACGGAUACGACGAGGUCAUCUACCCCGUGGACUUCCGCCAAGCAGGCCACAUCGUCGACGACGAGAUGCACCGCAUCAUGGUCAAGGCACUGCAGCCGGGAGUGCGGCUGACGGCGAUCUUCGACUCGUGCCACUCGGGCUCGGCCCUGGAUCUGCCCUACAUCUAUUCGACCCAGGGUGUGCUCAAGGAGCCCAACCUGGCCAAGGAAGCGGGCCAGGGCUUGCUGGGCGUGGUGUCGGCGUACGCGCGUGGCGACAUGGGCAGCAUGAUGUCGACGGCAAUGGGCUUCAUCAAGAAGGCGACCAAGGGCGACGAGGUCUACGAGCGCAACAAGGCGACCAAGACCAGUCCGGCCGACGUGAUCAUGUGGUCCGGCAGCCGGGACGACCAGACCAGCCAGGACGCGCGCAUUGCCGGCCAGGCGACGGGGGCCAUGUCGUGGGCGUUUAUCAGCGCGCUGCGCAAGAACCCGCAGCAGAGCUACGUGCAAUUGCUGAACAGCAUCCGCGACGAGUUGUCCAGCAAGUACAGCCAAAAGCCUCAGCUGAGCUCCAGUCACCCCGUGGAUGUCAACCUGCUUUAUGUGAUGUAA